Molecule: messenger RNA, 1863 nt
Organism: Priceomyces carsonii
Lineage: Eukaryota; Fungi; Ascomycota; Pichiomycetes; Serinales; Debaryomycetaceae
Exons: 1
Coding region: 1-1863 (620 amino acids)
Biological process (GO): DNA catabolic process; resolution of meiotic recombination intermediates; mitotic intra-S DNA damage checkpoint signaling
Cellular component (GO): nucleus; Holliday junction resolvase complex
Molecular function (GO): crossover junction DNA endonuclease activity; DNA binding; 3'-flap endonuclease activity
Source: RefSeq, a predicted model, not a curated record
AUGUCGAAAGAAGUUAAUGACUUGAAACUGUUAUUUAUAGGUUGGCUCGAAGAAGCAGCGAUAGAAGCAACAAAAAAAGGAACUAAAGCGGCCUUACUUUAUAAUAAGGCUUUAGAUAGAGUGCGACACCAUGAAGGGCCCAUUAAUGAUCCCAAAACUUUGAAACUGAUACAAUAUGUUGGGGAAAAGACGGUUUUAUCUUUAACAAACCGUCUUCGAAAGUAUUGUCUUGAAAAUGGAGUGAGAUAUCCUGAAGCAUUUGACCCAGCUACCUUGUCUGUCAAAGAUAAAAGAACAGCGCAGAUAACGAAAGGGAAUGAUAAUAAGCGACCACGAAAACAGAAGCCUUACGUUCCUAGGCAACGUUCUGGAGGAUAUGCUAUUUUGAUUGCUUUAUACUUGAGAGAUAAAGGGCUUCGUGGAUUGAGCAAGGAUGAAAUAAUCAAAGUUGCAACACCAUAUUGUGAUAGGUCAUUUAAGUCGAACCCUUCUAAUAGCGAUUUCUACUCAGCAUGGGAUUCCAUAAAAAUUCUUAUAAAGCAUGAUCUAGUCGGAUGCAUGGGGAGGUCCCCUAAAUUAUACGUCAUGACUGAAGAGGGCUUAGAGCUCGCAUCUAAACUCAAGGAAGCGGAGGGGAUCAAUUCAUCUCCACCUAGAAGCAGUGCCACAGAUAUCUCUUUUGAUAACGAGAUAAGAGUUAGUCCAUUUAUUCCCACGAGAACGGUUUUGUCAGACUUCUCAAAAUUAGGGUCUGAAAGUAAAGAACAGGUUCCUAUCUUUGAGGAUUAUAACCCUAGUGCUACAUUUCUAUUUGACAGCAACUUUGCUUCUUCACCUCUAAAAAAUCGUUCAAGUAUGUCAAAUGAUAAUAUUCAACGGCAGGAGUCGAAAACUAUUCAGGCUUUGAAUGAUUCGAAGCACCAUGAUAUUGCUAAUAAACUGUUUCAAGGCAUACAAUAUGACAUAUGGUUGGAAUCAGAGUUCGAAAUUAUCUUAUUGAUAGAUAACAGAGAAAUUAGAAGCCAACAGGAGCGUGACUUCUUUAGACAAAGGUUAGAGAGCUUGGGUAUUCAAUGCGAAGUUAGAUCUUUAUCCGUAGGAGAUUCCUUGUGGAUAGCAAGACGUAAAAAAACAAAACGAGAGGUGGUAUUGAACUAUAUUUGUGAACGGAAAAAAUUAGAUGAUUUGGCAUUCUCGAUCAAAGAUGGCCGUUUUCAAGAGCAAAAAAAUAGAUUAAAAAAGACAGGUAUGAAGUACUUCUAUUACAUCAUUGAAGAAGUUGGCAUAGAAAAAGUCGCUCAUAUGAAAGAUGCAAUCAGAACAUCAAUGUCUAUGACAAUGACAACGUCUAAUUUUAACUUGAAACGGUCCAAGUCGAUUGAAGAAACUGUUAGCUUACUUGCUACCUUAACUAACGUGAUCAAACUAGCUUUUAAGAGACGUAACACUAAUUUAAUUGUUCUAAGACCGCGGAUUAUGAAUACUCAAGCAGAAUACGCUCUGCUUCUUUUAAAAUUUAGAGAAGAAUUUGAGAGCAGAUCCACGCCAUAUGAAUGUGUUCACUUAUAUUCCACUUUUCAAGAUUCUUUGGCCAAAAAUGGUAUGAUGACGGUAAGAGAGAUGUUUGUUUCUAUGCUUAUGGCCAUAAAAGGCGUCUCUUUGGAAAGAGCAGUAACAGUUCAGUCUUAUUUUAAAACUCCUAAAGGAUUAUUAGAUUUUUAUCAUACUGAACAUCGUUGUACAAGUGACAAGGAGAAAAGGGAACUUCUACUGGAGCUCUUCAAAAAUCAGGUUGGUAACAAGAAAAUAGGCAAAGUGGUUCUGGAGAGAAUCUUUGAAACUUGGGGUACUCCUUCAAGUUAA